GAAUAAGCCCAUCGAUAAUUCGCAGGUAGAACAUUUAGUUUUAAAGGCUGAUAAAGUCGAUUGUUGUGCUAGAACCUCUUACCAACUGCACAAUUUAAAUAAUAAUGAAACUCUUCACUUUAUUGAUAACUUUUCUAUUCCUUGCGGGUGUUUUGGCAGAUGAUGGGUCAGUUUAUAUGGAUAAUGUUUUCACUUCAACCGAACUCAUCAAGAAGAUUUAUUUAAAGAGUUAUUCAGCAACAAGUGGUACAUCUAUAAUAAAUGGUUUGGAGCAUAUUAUUGAGUCAAUGGUUGAUAGUGUCGAUGAACUUUUUUUCAAGAAUUUCCAGAAACUUUGUUUUUUGAUCGCUAUACCGGACCACAAGGAUAUUAUAUCCGAUGCAACGGCUAUGUAUCAAGUUCCAGACCAACCAGGAAAUUACCUUAGAGUUCGAGACCUAACGAAAAAAGCCAAUGUAUUUCUCGAUCACAUGAUACAGUUCAUAGGUCUAGAACUAAUAGGAGGUAGACCGAAAAUGACUUAUACUACGGAUCGUGGAACAUUGCAAAACAUUGCAAACGAGAGAAGAGAAUAUGUUCGUCUAGCUUUAAUAAAUAUAAUCAGACGUCGUGUAUUAGGUGAACAGGUUGUAGAUGAUGUGGCCUCUUUAUUACCGAAGUGUCGUUUCCUAGGAGUAUACCUUAGUGCACAAUCACCAGAAUCAUACAUAAAAGAAGUUGAUAUUGAGUCAACUAGCCUUACGUGUAUUUUAAAGGAUAAAAAUGACACUAUAAGGAGAUACAGGAAAAUUGAUGGCACAUGGUCACAAAUAGGCUUAAAUGACCAAGCAGGAGAAUCACUCGAGACACAGUUACAACGUGGACGUCCAUGAGCUCCACCCACACCCACAUAUUAUCUACCCAUAUAAAAUAAUAUUAUUAGUCACUUUAUCAUUAUUACUUUUUCAUUAUAAUAUCUAAAAUAUAUACAUUUAAUUAAGCUGAUGGGAAAAAAACGGCUGGUGCAUUUUUUCAAUAACGUAUUCCACAUUAUACAUUUUUAUGUUCAUAAUGUUGUAUGACUAUUUCUGUUUUAA
Adelges cooleyi (spruce gall adelgid) is the source of this 1076-nucleotide messenger RNA. RefSeq lists its product as uncharacterized. Lineage: Eukaryota; Metazoa; Arthropoda; Insecta; Hemiptera; Adelgidae. The record is from RefSeq and is a predicted model, not a curated record. The transcript is spliced from 13 exons. Bases 105 to 872 code for a protein of 255 amino acids.